Messenger RNA from Sinocyclocheilus anshuiensis, 1404 nucleotides. Its product is annotated as midnolin-like. The coding region runs from base 361 to 1404 and encodes 347 amino acids. NCBI's taxonomy places the organism in Eukaryota, Metazoa, Chordata, Actinopteri, Cypriniformes, Cyprinidae. Gene Ontology annotation, molecular function: protein binding. The transcript has 7 exons. Gene Ontology annotation, cellular component: nucleus. The record is from RefSeq and is a predicted model, not a curated record.
UCGGCUGAGCUUCGUAACAAAUGUAGACGCAGCAGCUGCGCUGCACAGAACACCGAGCAAUCGGUUUAUAGAAUAGAGCUGCGUUACGAGCUAAAUAACGGGCAUUAAAAAAAAAAAAAAAUUAAUAAUAAUAACAUUAGUAAUAAAUGUACAUUCGGAUCCUAAUGGCCUGCUAAUAUUGAUAUUUUGGCGCGUUUCUGUGCGGAUCGGCGGCCGUUAUUGUAGCAGCGUUAUUUACCUCAGAAAAACCGAACCGAACACCGCGGAUAUUUCACCGGAAUAUUACGUAUUUACGGUGAGCAGGAGAACCGUUCGCCACACACCGUCACCCGCUCGGUUCACAGAUCACGGGGUUCUCGGAUGGAGCGGAACACCGAGGCGAGGAGUCACGGAUCGCGGUCCCGGUGUGAGGAGCUCCUCCGCGGCGACGCGUCCAUGAGCGUAUCGAUCAGCUCCACCACCGGGAGCCGCUUCGAGCUGUCCGUUCCUCUGGAGGAGACCGUGGAGGGGCUCAACCGGAGACUGUCCGAGAAACUCCGGGUUCCGAGGGAGCGACUGCUGCUGCUGCACCGAGACACGAGGUUAAACUCGGGAAAGCUGCUGGAUUUCGGUGUGGCUGACGGGAGCAGACUCACGCUGGUGCCCACGGUUGAAGCCGGACUGAUGUCGCAGUCGUGCCGCUCGGAGCAGUCGGUCCUGCAGGCGCUGGAGACUCUCUCAGACGCUCAGGUCAGUGACUUCCUGUCGGGACGGUCCCCGCUGACCCUUGCCCUGCGUGUGGGCGAUCACAUGAUGUUUGUGCAGCUCCAGUUGGCAGCUCAGGCGUCUGGAGGACAGCCGUCCAUUUCCAGGGGUCCUACGGGCCCCAACCAGAUGCAUACAGGGGCCGUCAGCAGUGGAAACCCCUCAGACUCACAGCAGCGGGAACAGGACGUCUUCUCUGCCCCGCCCUCAUCUCAGGAUUGCCACGCCCACAGCACUCAAAGCCCUGCCCCUGCUCUUCACUCACAGCAUGUUUGCCACACCCACAGCACUCAAAGCCCCGCCCCUGCUCCGCCUUGCAUUCAGGCUGAAGGCAGCAGACAGCGAUGCAAACCCGGCGCCGUCAUCGAGAGCCUGGUCAAUCAUUCGCCGGGAGUUUUCUCAGGAACCUUCUCAGGUACUCUACACCCCACCUGUCAGGACAGCAGCGGGGAUCGUCGCCGUGACGUCAGCACCAUUCUGCAGAUCCUCAACGACCUCCUGAGCGCCACACGGCUUUACCAGAGAUCUCCUCCGACGCUGACGCACCUCCGCUGCCCUCCGACCUCACACACACCUCCACCCUCGCCGACCUCAGACCGGCCGCAGCCACAGCCACAGCCGCAUGCACACCUGUGCAGGCCCUCCGGUGAGUGUGUGUGA